This is a messenger RNA of Lemur catta (Ring-tailed lemur), 4767 nucleotides long. It is a transcript of the gene GFI1, whose product is annotated as growth factor independent 1 transcriptional repressor. The record is from RefSeq and is a predicted model, not a curated record. Gene Ontology annotation, cellular component: nucleus. Lineage: Eukaryota; Metazoa; Chordata; Mammalia; Primates; Lemuridae. The transcript has 7 exons. The coding region runs from base 2338 to 3606 and encodes 422 amino acids.
GGGGUUCGGCCACGAAGACUGGCAGGUCCCUGGCGCUGCGGGGGCGACCAGAGGGCACAGCCGGGUUCCCACUUGCUGCCGGCCGUUGUGCGUGAGCCGCGAGAGCUCUGGUCACUGGGUUAGGGCGCGACUCGCGCAGCAAGGCUGGAAAUCUGGAUCAGGGGGCGGCGUGCCAGGCAGUCUGGUGGUUCAGCAGCAGAGCGGAAUCCACCCGGGAAGGAAACAUCUGGUGGGGAGCCGGCGGCAGCUGGGCUUGGGAGGCCGCCCCCUCAGCGCUUUCAGCUCCCGCCUUCCCGGGUCCGGAUCACGAGGAGAGGCCCGGAGGGCCUGCGUGCGCUGAGGGGGCUGCCCCGCCUCGCGGCCACCAGCUGCAACGCGGGGUUGCCUUCCCACGCGCUGGGCCCUCAGCCCUAAUACCCUCUACCUCCUCCAUCACCACCCCGCAACCAGCAAAGCAGGCCAGGGAGCGAGGCAGGCGCGGGUUUGCAGCCCGGGGGACAGGCCGCCCGGUCCGCCUGGUCUCUCGAGGUCCCUGCCAGCUCAGACCCAGCGCGGUUGCUGCCAGCUACCCCGCCCCGCACCCGCCCCGCUCCCAGCCAACGCAGGUCUAAACCGCAGUGACACUCUUGGGAUAGCUUCACCCCGUUUUCCUUUUCUUCCCAGUUUCAUGGUUUUUUAAAGAAUUGUUUUUAGCGUUUGUGGCGUUUUAGCGUUUGUGGCCAAGGAGUGCAGGAAGCGGCAGAACCCUGGCCCUGGACGCCAAUCCGGACGGAGGCGGAUGGCACCCUCACUCCUAGGGGCAUUCUGGCGUUCAGGUCGCGGGAAAAGUCGCUGGGGCCCCACGACCAUGUCCCAGCUGUCUUUUGUCCCGGGUCUGUCCCCACUCCUUCUCUGGGGAAGGGGACACCACGAGGCUGCGGAUCUGGAAAAGGGGGCGUGUAACCUCCACGGACUGAGUCCCCGAAGACUCGUUUGGAGCCAAGAGCGCCAACGGACAGACUUACACUAUGUCCUGCUUCUGGCCCUGGGCGCCCAGCGGCUCCUAGUCCGGCAUUCUACACCGCGCGAAGGACAAGGACUAGGGGGCCUGACCCGGCCGAGUUCCCAGCGCCCUUGUUUCUGAACCAGCCGAGGCCAAAGAGAGCUGCUGAGUCCCAAUAGGCUGCAGCUCGUGCGUGAACUCAGACCGCAUCGCCUUCACCCCCAGAGGCAGGCAGAUUCGUUUACCCCAGACCUCUUUGGCCACGGGGUCCCGCCCCCGGAGCCGGCCGGGAGCUGAGCUGCAGGCGCAGCCCCUCCUCCCCGUCAGGCUCAGAUUUCGACCCAGGAUUAGGUGAACUGAUUGGGGUUAAUGAGAGCGACGCAGCGGACAGCUAGCUCCCCCGGGGCUUGCGCCCGAACCCCGCUUUCUGGCUACUGCCAGUGCAGCCUGAGCCCUCUGGAGUCUUAUUUGUCCUCUAAACUGUCGGUGCACCUCGGACUUGGGACACCCCGCAUUUCCCAGUCAGCUUGCGCGGAUCGGGCUCCACUUCCCUAGGACAAGAUUUUUGGUGACAGAACGGAAAAUGCCUUUUCCCGGGACCUGGUUUCCAAGGUUAGGUCCUAUCGUCUGGGGUGUCGUGACGCGGCUCCGGCCUGUGCCCGCCACACUCGCGGCUCCGGGGCCAACUGUUUCCCCACGUGGGGCAUGAGUGAGGGGCGAGUGGGAUCACCGGAUGCGAGUUUCUCCCGGGGCGGGGGUUGAUCCUCGGCCACUCCCCUCACCUUCCUGUCCCUCUGCGCUCCCGCCUCCCUUCUCAGGCCUCUGCUGCCCCCGGUCCCUCCGCUGCUGUCCCCUCAACCCCGCCCUUCAGUGCUGUCUAGUGCGCGCCGCUCCUGCCCCCCUUUCUCUCCAGGCUGUAGCGGGCUCCUGAAGGUCUUGGCUCCUUGCCCCUUCCGGGUCCUCGACCACUGACGCAUCCCCGGCCCCUAAACUGAUACGCGCGUCUCCACCCUCCCUUCCUGGCCGUAAAGCAGAGCCAAGCAGGUCGAGUUGGGGUAACCGAUCCGCCGGGGACUACCACUCUCCGGAGAGUUUGAUUGCGGGAACUGGCUUUGCUAGGGAAGGGGAGGGGCUGGGGGCGUGGGCAGGGCAGAGGAAAGGGGCCUAAGCCGGGCCCCAGGACAGUUUUUGCCGCUGAGCUGUGGCAGUGGCGGCGGCGGCAGCGGGCUCGCGCCACCUGUCCGAGUGCCACCUGGUCUCUGCCGGGCUGGAGCUGAGCAAGCGCUCGGAGUGACCGUGGGCUGACGGCUGCUCCAGGGACCCUUGGAGCGGAGUGGGGAGAGCGCCAAGCCACCAUGCCGCGCUCGUUCCUCGUCAAGAGCAAGAAGGCUCACAGCUACCACCAGCCGCGCUCCCCAGGACCAGACUAUUCCCUCCGUUUGGAGAAUGUACCGACGCCCAGCCGAGCAGACAGCACUUCGAGUGCAGGCGGGGCUAAGGCGGAGGCCCGGGACCGUUUGUCCCCUGAGUCGCAGCUGACCGAGGGCCCCGACAGAGCCUCCGGGUCCCCAGAUAGCUGCGAGGGCAGCGUCUGCGAUCAGAGCUCGGAGUUUGAGGACUUCUGGAGGCCUCCGUCGCCCUCCGUGUCUCCAGCCUCGGAGAAGUCGCUGUGCCAGUCGCUGGACGAAGCCCAGCCCUUCCCCCUGCCUUUCAAGCCGUACUCGUGGAGCGGCCUGGCGGGUUCUGACCUGCGGCACCUGGUGCAGAGCUACCGGCCGUGCGCGGCCCUGGAGCGUGGUGCGGGCCUGGGCCUCUUCUGCGAACGCACCCCGGAGCCGGGCCACCCGGCCGCGCUGUACGGCCCAGAGAGGGCUGCGGGCGGCGCGGGGGCUGGGGCGCCGGCGAGCUGUCGCGCAGGGGGCGGCGCCGCUGGCAGCGCGGGCUUGGGGCUCUACAGCGACUUCGGGCCCGCGGCGGCCGGCCUGUAUGAGCGGUCGACAGCAGCGGCGGGCGGGCUGUACUCAGAGCGCGGCCACGGGCUGCACCCGGACAAGGGCGCGGGCGUCAAGGUGGAGUCCGAACUGUUGUGCACCCGCCUGCUGCUGGGCGGCGGCUCCUACAAGUGCAUCAAGUGCAGCAAGGUGUUCUCCACUCCGCACGGGCUCGAGGUGCACGUGCGCAGGUCCCACAGCGGCACCAGACCCUUUGCCUGCGAGAUGUGCGGCAAGACCUUCGGGCACGCGGUGAGCCUGGAGCAGCACAAAGCCGUGCACUCGCAGGAAAGGAGCUUUGACUGUAAGAUCUGUGGCAAGAGCUUCAAGAGGUCAUCCACCCUGUCCACACACCUGCUCAUCCACUCAGACACCCGGCCCUACCCCUGUCAGUACUGUGGCAAGAGGUUUCACCAGAAGUCAGACAUGAAGAAACACACCUUCAUCCACACGGGUGAGAAGCCCCACAAGUGCCAGGUGUGUGGCAAAGCAUUCAGCCAGAGCUCCAACCUCAUCACCCACAGCCGCAAGCACACAGGCUUCAAGCCCUUUGGCUGUGACCUUUGUGGGAAGGGCUUCCAGAGGAAGGUGGACCUCCGGAGGCACCGGGAGACACAGCACGGGCUCAAGUGAGCACCUGGCUGGCUGCGAGCAGCAGCUACACAACACUACAGAGAGCAUCCUCCCCGCUUGCCGCCACCCCCUUCCAACUUCUCAGGCCCCCCAGGUCCAGUCUGCAGAUCCCACCAGGGUGCUCCUUUGCCUUAUUUCCUGGAGCUGCCAGAGGGGAUGAGGUAACUUUUCAAAGUUCAGCCCAGAGUGGGAACAAAGGACUUACUGGGCUUUGGACACAAAUAAGCUCCUCCACACCUGAAUAUGCAAAGUCAAGUGGGAAUCAGAUGAAGUCUUGGGCGCCACAGUCCUUCACAUUCCCAACCCUGCUCCACCAACAGGAAGGUCCUUUGGGUUUCUUGCCUCCACCUGGUCUACCCCAGACACUUGUGUGGAAGAUGAGGGAUCACUAUUUACAAUGGGAACACAUGCUAAUGUUUUUAUGUAGAAAGAAGAAGGAGUGUUGUUUUUCUUUCUUUCCUUCUGGGGAGUUGGUUGACCCUUUUCUUUUGGGUACUGCCUGUAAAUCUUGGAGGAAUCAUUUCUCCUCCUCGAAGACUGCUUCAGAAACUGAUUUGGGGAAGGAAUUGAAUACUUUUGAAAUCACAAGAUGCACUGUCAAGCCUGUCCCAAGAAGGAGCAGAAGAAAAGUGGACUUGGUGACGAGAGAGCAUUAGAGGGCUGCCCUACAGGAGGUAAAAGCCCAGAGCAUUGGCUGUGGGUCACCAAGGUACCAGGCACCAAGCUAGGUACCAGGGAGCAGAGAUUAAAGUCACAACCCCUGCCCCUCAAAAGCUAACGGUUGCACCUCCAACUGGCUAUAUCUGUUCUUUCCCUCAGAGGGAGUUCUGAGAAGACAACACAGGGUCUUGAGCUUUCCCUUUGACUCUUUUGGAUUUUAUCAAAUGUAAACGAAAAGUAGCUGAUCAGUGACUUCAAAGAUUUAUUUGUAUAUUCAGUUUUUUAUUGUUAAGCUGAUAUUUUUAAGAUGUCUGAGCUAGCAGGCAUGUGGGUGAAGCCUCUGUCUUCAACUCUGACCCUCCAUGUGAACCACAGAGGGAAAAAAGUGGUAUUUUUACUCUGAUGAGGUUUGUAAAUGUUUUUAGAUCUUCUGGAGUGCAUUAUGUUUGUUAAUACAUAUUUAUUAGAGUGACGUUUUAAGUUAAUAAAGUGUUAAGACUA